Messenger RNA from Manihot esculenta (cassava), 2987 nucleotides. Its product is annotated as nitrate reductase [NADH]. Gene Ontology annotation, biological process: nitrate assimilation; nitric oxide biosynthetic process. Lineage: Eukaryota; Viridiplantae; Streptophyta; Magnoliopsida; Malpighiales; Euphorbiaceae. The record is from RefSeq and is a predicted model, not a curated record. Gene Ontology annotation, molecular function: nitrate reductase (NADPH) activity; molybdenum ion binding; molybdopterin cofactor binding. The coding region runs from base 105 to 2849 and encodes 914 amino acids. The transcript has 4 exons.
UCCUUUCCGCCUUCAACAAACCAAUCACACAAGAAAUUUGGUUAAAAUUAUCACACCAUAAACUGUUCUCCAUUUCUUCCUGUUAAGCUGCUCUUUAGUAUCCAAUGGCGGCAUCAGUCCACAACCGCCAGUUCCACCUCGAACCAUCCUUAAAUGGCGUCGUUCGGUUCAAAUCAGGUCCAACCCACCGGUCUGACUCUCCCGUUCGUACCUUCAACUUUACCCCAGAUUUUACCCGCUCCAACCAGAAACCGGAUCCUUAUACAAUGGAGGAAGAUUACUCCAGCGACGAUGAAGCUGAUUAUAAGGAUCUAAUCAGAAAGGGAAAUAGCGAGUUAGAGCCAUCGAUUCUCGACCCACGAGACGAAGGAACUGCUGAUAACUGGGUGGAGCGUAACCCUUCAAUGAUCCGACUCACAGGGAAACAUCCCUUUAACUGUGAAGCCCCCUUGUCCAUGCUCAUGCAUCACGGGUUCAUAACCCCAGUCCCGCUCCACUACGUCCGCAGCCACGGUGCGGUUCCUAAGACGAGUUGGAGUGACUGGACCGUUGAGAUUUGCGGGUUAGUGAAAAGACCAAUCCGGUUCACCAUGAACCAGCUAGUGAAUGAGUUCCCAAGCCGUGAAUUCCCAGUGACCCUGGUUUGCGCGGGCAAUAGACGAAAAGAACAAAACAUGGUGAAGCAAACCAUCGGUUUUAACUGGGGAGCAGGAGGAGUAUCCACUUCUGUGUGGCGCGGUGUACCUUUACAUUUGAUACUGAAGCGAUGUGGAAUCUACAGCCGCAAGAAAGGGGCCCUGAAUGUGUGCUUUGAAGGAGCGGAGGAUCUUCCAGGUGGAGGUGGGUCCAAGUAUGGAACCAGCAUCAGGAAAGAGUAUGCCAUGGAUCCAGCGCGUGAUAUAAUCCUGGCUUACAUGCAAAACGGUGAGCUUUUGUCUCCUGACCAUGGAUACCCAGUGAGGAUGAUUAUUCCUGGCUUCAUCGGUGGCCGUAUGGUUAAAUGGUUAAAGAGAAUUAUCGUUACCACCAAAGAAUCUGAAAGUUAUUAUCAUUACAAGGACAACAGAGUUCUGCCUUCCCAUGUUGAUGCUGAGCUUGCUAAUGCUGAAGGAUGGUGGUAUAAACCGGAAUAUAUCAUCAACGAGUUGAAUAUAAAUUCGGUGAUAACGACACCGACUCAUGAAGAGAUCUUGCCUAUUAAUUCGUGGACUACUCAGAGGCCAUACAGGUUGAAGGGUUACGCAUAUUCAGGUGGUGGGAAGAAAGUGACGCGUGUCGAGGUGACCAUGGAUGGUGGGGAAACGUGGCAAGUUUGCACUUUGGACCAUCCUGAGAAACCUAACAAGUAUGGCAAAUACUGGUGCUGGUGCUUCUGGUCCCUGGAGGUUGAGGUUCUGGACUUGCUUGGAGCCAAAGAGAUUGCUGUUAGAGCCUGGGAUCAGGCCCUUAGCACCCAACCCGAGAAGCUCAUCUGGAACGUCAUGGGAAUGAUGAACAACUGCUGGUUCCGGGUGAAAACAAAUGUGUGCAAGAGACACAAGGGUGAGAUUGGAAUUGUGUUCGAACACCCAACCGUACCUGCCAAUCAGUCGGGCGGGUGGAUGGCCAAGGAAAGACAUCUUGAGAUAUUAUCAGAAAACAACCAAACACUCAAGAAGAGUGUCUCAACACCCUUCAUGAACACUUCCUUGAACACCUUUUCCAUGGCUGAGGUCAAGAAACACAACUCCGCCGAUUCUUGCUGGAUUAUCGUCCAUGGCCACGUCUAUGACUGCACCCACUUCCUUAAAGACCACCCCGGCGGCACUGAUAGCAUUCUCAUCAAUGCAGGCACCGACUGCACUGAAGAAUUCGACGCCAUACACUCUGAUAAAGCCAAGAAAAUGCUGGAGGAUUAUCGGAUUGGAGAGUUAGUGGAUUCCACAGCUUAUACUUCUGAUUCGAAUGCCUCAUCUCCUAACAUCUCAGUGCAUGGUGCAUCCGAUAUGUCACAGACACAUUUAGCUCCUAUUACGGAAAUCGCACCGAUCAAAGAAGUUGUGCCUGCGGUGAGAAAUGUUGCUCUUGUUGCACGUGAAAAAAUUCCAUGCAAGCUCGUAAAAAAAGAGUCUCUUUCCCACGACGUGCGUCUCUUUCGAUUUGCAUUACCAUCAGAGGAUCAAGUGUUAGGGUUACCUGUAGGGAAGCACAUUUUCUUGUGUGCCAACGUUGAUGAAAAGCUGUGCAUGCGAGCCUACACACCAACAAGCACCAUUGAAGCAGUGGGGCACUUUGAUCUUGUGAUCAAGGUUUAUUUCAAGGGUGUGCACCCAAAGUUUCCUAAUGGAGGGCUAAUGUCUCAGUACCUUGACUCACUGUCACUGGGGUCUACCAUAGACGUCAAAGGUCCACUGGGUCACAUAGAAUAUAUCGGGACAGGCAAUUUCAUGGUUCAUGGGAAACCUAAGUUCGCCAAAAAGCUAACCAUGCUGGCUGGUGGGACAGGCAUCACUCCUAUUUAUCAAGUUAUUCAAGCCGUUCUGAAGGACCCAGAGGACGACACAGAGAUGUAUGUGGUGUACGCCAACCGCACAGAGGAUGAUAUUUUGUUAAGAGACGAGCUUGAUGCUUGGGCCAAGCAACAUAGCGAGAGGUUAAAAGUGUGGUAUGUGGUUCAAGAAACUAUCAAGGAAGGGUGGCAAUAUAGUGUGGGGUUCAUCACAGAGAGUAUCCUCAGGGAGCAUGUACCCGAAGGAUCAGAUGAUACCUUGGCGUUGGCGUGCGGACCUCCACCUAUGAUCCAGUUUGCAGUGCAACCAAAUUUGGAGAAGAUGAACUAUGAUAUAAAGAAUUCCUUGCUAGUCUUCUAAACCAAGGGGAAAAAAGGAAAUUCUUAGAAUAAUCUGAGAUUGUAUAAUAAACAUAUAAUUAUCAAUAUCCCUCCUUGCCUUUUUUUUUAAGAGAAAAAGAAUAAAUCGUCUUAGGGCAUUUUCCUUUUUCUUUUUCUA